GUCGUGCGCACAGAAACCCUCAAAAUCAGCCCAAUGUAAAAAAAUAAAAUAAAAUCACCAUUCUUGUCAUUUAAAGAACGAAAAUAAAAAAGAAAAAGAAAAAAGAAAAAAGAAAAUAAAAAGAUAGCAAAGAAGAGAAAAAGAAAGGGCAGCAGAGGAUAAGAUUCGAAGAACAUAUAUCUACAGCGAUUAAUUUUCCUUCACUUUCCGGGAAAGUCUUAUUUUCCAGGAAAACCUAAUAUAUGCUGGGAACAAGGAGGCUAUAGAGAUAGAUAGAUAGAUCGAUCGAAUUGAGAUGUACAACUCGACGGCGAGCAGGAGCGUUCUGGCGUCGCGGACGAGCUCGCGGUCGGUGACGGAGACGGUGAACGGGUCGCACAAGUUCGUUAUAAAGGGUUACUCUUUGGCGAAGGGGAUCGGAGUUGGGAAGCACAUAGCGAGCGAGACUUUCUCGGUGGGAGGGUACCAGUGGGCGAUAUACUUCUACCCUGACGGCAAGAACCCUGAGGAUAACUCUGCUUACGUCUCCGUCUUCAUCGCUCUCGCUUCCGAAGGCACCGAUGUUCGUGCUCUCUUCGAACUCACCUUGCUCGACCAAAGCGGAAAUGGCAAGCACAAGGUUCAUAGCCACUUCGAUCGCUCCCUCGAGAGCGGACCCUACACUCUCAAGUACAGAGGCAGCAUGUGGGGGUAUAAACGUUUUUUCAAACGAGCUCAACUCGAGGCAUCAACUUUCCUUAAGGAUGACUGCUUGAAGAUAAACUGCACUGUUGGCGUUGUGGUGUCAUCCAUUGAUUGUUCUAAACUAAACAAAAUACAGGUUCCCGAUUCUGAUAUUGGAGCACAUUUUGGCAUGCUAUUAGAGAAUGAGGAAGGAUCUGAUGUUACUUUCUUUGUCGAUGGAGAAAGGUUUCAUGCGCAUAAGCUUGUUUUAGCUGCACGGUCAACCGCAUUUGAAACUGAGUUUUUCAAUGGGCUGGAAGAAGAUGAACAUGACAUAAUUGUUACUGACAUGGAACCUAAGGUUUUCAAGGCUUUGCUUCAUUUUAUUUAUAGAGACUCUCUUAUAGAAGAUGAAGAGCUCUUUAUGUCACGUUCAUCAUUCUUGCCUUCAGUAUCUGAAACAUUUGCAGCAAAAUUGUUAGCUGCUGCAGAAAAGUAUGGUUUGCCAAGACUUAAACUGAUGUGCGAGUCUGUACUUUGCAAAGACAUAUCUAUAGAUUCUGUUGCCUAUAUUCUGGCUCUUGCUGAUCGUUAUCAUGCUACAGAACUGAAGUCCAUCUGUCUACAAUUUUCUGCUGAAAACCUUGUCGCUGUGAUGCAAUCUGAUGGCUUUGAGUAUCUUAAGGAAAACUGUCCUUUGCUGCAAUCAGAACUGCUAAAGACAGUGGCAGGAUGCGAAGAGGAAUUUAGUGGAGAAGGAAAAUGUCGAAGUGUGUGGGCCCAAUUUUCUGAUGGUGGUGACACGAAUGAUAGGAGUGUAAGACAACAAACCUGGGAAAAUGGAGUAGAAAGAAGUCAAAGCUUAUGGGUUCAACUUUCUGAUGGGGUUAACAACAAUGAUCGGAGUCCAGGGCAAGAAGCUUGAUGAGGUAAGUUACCAUCAUCUGUCCGUUAGGCUUCAAUUGUAACUUAAACACUAUUGCAGGAACAAGAAUAACCCCAUGUGUGGACAGACAAGGGGGGAGGAAUGCAUAACAAUGUAAAGAAAGGAGGCUGAGACACUGCCACCAUUGUAACAUGUUCUAUCAAUGAUAUGUUUUUCUUUUACUGAUAAUAUGAUUACGAGGAUCAAGUGGUAGCAAUAAGUAAUAACAUUGAUCAUUGUAUGGAAGAUUGUUGGGAACAUUGUCAUGAAGAACUGGUCUUGCUUUACUUGAUGGUUGCCUUUCAUGAAGAGAAUAUAUUUUCAGCUAUAAAAAUUUAAUAAAGUAGUCAAUGAGCUGUGCUUUAUGAUACUUGUCUUGUUUCUUCAAAGUCCGAGUUCAGUUCAGAAAUGAUGA
Molecule: messenger RNA, 2003 nt
Organism: Gastrolobium bilobum
Lineage: Eukaryota; Viridiplantae; Streptophyta; Magnoliopsida; Fabales; Fabaceae
Product: BTB/POZ and MATH domain-containing protein 4-like
Exons: 4
Coding region: 296-1588 (430 amino acids)
Biological process (GO): protein ubiquitination
Molecular function (GO): protein binding
Source: RefSeq, a predicted model, not a curated record